UUUAUGAUAUGAUAUUGCGCCGUCUCCUCUCUUCUCUCUCAGCAAACCCACCGGCCACCACCGUCUUCUCUCUCCCAACAAUCCCACCGGCGGCGCGACUCCGACAGUAGCACGGGACGGAACUCCUUUUGGCGGUACGCGAAGUAUCACAGCGAUUGAAGAAGAAAUCUCAAUUUCUUCCCUCUCUCGCAGAAAUCCCAACGGAAUCCCCUCUCUUUGUGGCGAAUCCGUAAAACAAGAGUUGUGGAAAUGAGUUCAGAAGCCCUGCAGGUAGCUCGGGUCUACCGGGAGCUUCUCAAAGCUGUGAAGAACCAUAUUGGAAAGGAAGAGAGCAAGAAGCAUUUUGUGGACUAUGUGGCCCAAAAGUUCAGGGAGAGAAGCGGGCUUUCCGAACCCCAUUCUCUACAACAGAAAAUUAAGCUUGCGCACGAUUACGCAUUGCUACUUAACAGUGUGCACCAUCAAAAGGAUUUGCUGUUCUCUUACAACAUUGCUAUUGAUAGAUCAGAGGAAAUGAAGAGAAUAUUAGGCAAGUCUGCGGCAAGCGUGGGGCUUAGACUUCCUGAAGCUUAUCAACCCUGAAUCCUGAUGCCUUGUGGUGGUUUAAAUUUGUGAUAGCUCUUUGUGAUCUCUUUCAAUUGUUUGUUUUUCCCCCUAAGAAAAGGUGAAUAAGCACUUUGAUUAGCUGCUAGCUUCCCCAAAUUAAAUGAAAGAAACAAAGGGCAGAUCAGAAGGUUUUAUAUAUUAUGUGAUUUCUCCUCUUAUUUGGACUCUCGAAAGUGAAUUUGGCAGCAAUCUAGUUUGUGAUAAUGUGAAAGUGUGCUGUUAGAUUAUUAUUGUUAAGUACAACAACAAUAAGGGUGAAUCCACGACUUUUUUAUUAGAAAUAAUAUGCUUUAAUUAGUUGAGUUA
Messenger RNA from Momordica charantia (bitter melon), 912 nucleotides. Its product is annotated as complex 1 protein, LYR family protein. NCBI's taxonomy places the organism in Eukaryota, Viridiplantae, Streptophyta, Magnoliopsida, Cucurbitales, Cucurbitaceae. The record is from RefSeq and is a predicted model, not a curated record.